Molecule: messenger RNA, 1343 nt
Organism: Sesamum indicum (sesame)
Lineage: Eukaryota; Viridiplantae; Streptophyta; Magnoliopsida; Lamiales; Pedaliaceae
Molecular function (GO): RNA binding
Source: RefSeq, a predicted model, not a curated record
AGCCGUAAUCCCACGGUUCAAAUCUCUUCAUCUCAAAACCAACGGCUGAUGCCAAUUUCUGCCCUUUCUGUAUAAUCCCCCACCCCUUCCCCCAAUUUCUCUCUUUCAGUAAACCCUCCGCAUUUUUUCUCUCUAGGGUUUUACACUUUGUCUCGACGACCCAACAACAAAGACAACCCAUCCAAAGGUCAGAGCAAUGGCUUUCUUUAGAAGAGCUGGAAGUGUAUUACGGAGAACUGUGACUAAUAACCUCAAUCAGGAAAUCUCGUCUUCCAGACCUUCCAUCUUACAAGCAAUAAGAUGCAUGUCUACUUCAAAGGUCUUUGUUGGAGGACUAUCAUACAGCACAGACGACACAAGUCUGAGGGAGGCUUUUGAUAAGUACGGAGAAGUUGCUGAAGCAAGGGUAAUUGUUGACCGUGAAACUGGUAGGUCCAGAGGAUUUGGUUUUGUUACAUAUUCUUCUGCUGAGGAGGCAUCUGCUGCCAUCCAGGCUUUGGAUCAGCAGGAACUUCAUGGUCGUAGAAUAAGAGUGAAUUAUGCAAAUGACAGAACCCGUGGUUAUGGUGGUGGAGGGUUCAGAGGUGGCAACUUUGGUGGGGCAGGUGGCGGUUACAAUGCCGGUGGUUUUGGUGGGGGCUAUGGUGCUGGUGGUGGUUAUAAUAACAAUGAUGGUUAUGGUGGAAAUUAUGGUGGUGGCGGUGCUGGUUAUGGUGGCAGUGGUUAUGGCGGUGGUUCAAAUUUUGAUUCUGGGGCCAACAGUUAUGGAAGUGGCGCUGGGACCAAUGCCUAUCCUGCUGGUGGAGAGAGCCAAACUGGCAUUGACAAUUAUACAAGCAGUAAUAGUUAUGGUGGUGAGAACUUGAGCUACGGUGGUGAUGGUCAAAAUUUCGGCGUUGCUGGUGGUGUUGGGGGCAGUGACAACUUUUUCAGCAGUGGUGAGGGAGCUGGCAGCAGUGGGGUUGGGGACAAGCUUGCCGAUGAAGAAAGCAUUCAUAUUGGAGGUGCUGAUGAAGAUUUAAGUCAAGUUGGUCCAUUGGAGGGAAACUUCAGAGACGAUGAUGACACCCCUGACAACUAUGCUGAUAGAAGGGGUUGACGGAGGGUCAACUUAUUACCGGACUGAGACCAAUUCCUUUGGUAGAGAGGUCAUGGAAGCUGCAUUGAACUUUAUUUUAUUUGUAGGACUUGAUUUAGUUGUCUUUUCACUUCGAGAGUCUCUUGAGCUAUUUCUUCUUGUGCGUGGUUUAUGUUAGUGUCUUAAAAUUUAUAGCUCGAAUGUUGUAUUUGGUUCUUUUCAUGUUUAGUGUUUUUGAAUCAAUGUCACUUUCAGAAGCUAUCGA